Messenger RNA from Carya illinoinensis, 948 nucleotides. RefSeq lists its product as uncharacterized. Lineage: Eukaryota; Viridiplantae; Streptophyta; Magnoliopsida; Fagales; Juglandaceae. The transcript has a single exon. The record is from RefSeq and is a predicted model, not a curated record. The coding region runs from base 1 to 948 and encodes 315 amino acids.
AUGACAUGCAAUCCAAACUGGAAAGAGAUCUCAACUCAAUUGUUACCACAUGAGGAAACCCAAAAUCGACCUAACUUAAUUGCUCGAAUCUUUAGAGCAAAAUUAGAGGAUCUGAAGUAUCAACUAUUCAAACGAGAAAUAUUUGGAAAAAUCUCAGCAUAUGUUUAUGUUAUUGAGCACCAAAAAAGAGGACUUCCACAUGUCCAUUUCCUAAUUAUAUUGCGUCAAGAUUGGAAAUUAUAUGCACCAGAAUCUUUUGAUGAGAUCGUAUCUGCUGAAUUACCUGACAAAGACAACAACUUACAUCUCUAUACAGCUGUUGUUAAGCAUAUGAUGCAUGGCCCGUGUGGAGUUCUAAAUCCAACAAAUGUAUGCAUGAAAAAAAAUAGCUGUUGCAAAAAUAAUUACCCAAAACAGUUUGUCUCAAACACUGUUGUUGGAAAUGAUUGCUUCCCAAUAUACAAACGCUGCAACAAUGGAAGAACAGCCAAAAUCAGAGGACAUGAUUUAGAUAAUCGUUGGGUUGUUCCAUAUAACCCUUAUUUACUUGCAAUGUUUGACUGCCAUAUUAAUGUUGAGAUAUGUUCUAUAAUAAAAGCUGUCAAGUAUUUCUACAAAUACAUUUAUAAAGGCCAUGAUCGUGUUGCCUUUAAUCUGGUUUCUGAACAAAGCACUCAACAGAUUGAUGAAAUUAAGCGAUUUCAAUCAGCUCAAUGGAUUGCUCCACCAGAGGCUAUGUGGAGAAUAUUUGGGUUUAUUAUCAAUGAGGUUCAUCCAGCUGUCUAUAGCUUAUAUUUACAUCUUGAAAAUCAACACCAGGUUACUUUCCAUGCACAUGAAAACUUAACAAAUGUGAUGAACUCUAACUUUUCAGCAAAAUCAAUGCUAACUGAAUUUUUCGCAACAAAUCAAGUUGAUCAGAAUGCCAGAAAAUUGUUGUAUAAAUAA